AUGGGCCACAUGCAAACUGGAGUUAUUUGCAUUUUAACUUUACUUUUGCCUCUUCCCGCCUCCCCCUCUGCAUUGCACGCUUCGCUUGUUUUAUUCCCAUUCUGCUUUUGGCUGGCCGCGCACCAACGGCGCCGCCGUCUCCCGCUGCUGCGCAGCUGCAGGGACUUAUCGCUUCCGUCGCUCAUGUCGUGGCCGGCGUGGGUGUUGAAUGAAAAAAAUCGAGGGCUCCAGCAGCGCAUCGACCGCGUCACUGAUGACCUGCAGAGCAAAGCCGCGGAGGUUGAGGCGGAGCGGGAGGCGGUUGCUCUGCUGCGGCGGAAUUUGACGCAGGUGCAGCAGCACCUCCGCUCGAGCACGAGGGCCGGCACGGAGGUGCAGCAGCGGCUGCAGAGGGACGACGACGCGCUGCAGGUGCUGCGGCGAGAGGGCUCCCACGGCCGUGCAGAGCUCCACGCGUUACAGAGCCGCCAAAGGGAGGCGCGUGAGUUGCUGCAGAGCCUCUCCUGCGCGGUGCGAUCCAAGGCGGAGGCCCUUGCGAAGGCGCAGGACGUGUCAGCGGCGCUGGAGCAGGCGGCGCUGGAGCUCUCCGCCGUCGCCGUCGACUCGCACGGGAGCGCGCACGAGGCGCAGCGGGACGUGGAGCGGCAGCGCCAUCGCCUGGAGCAGGUGCGGGCGGCGCUGGCGGGCGCCCACAACUCUCUUCGCGUGUCACAGAGCGCGCUGCAGCGUGAGACGGCGGAGUUUGCGCGGGCGCAGCGGAGGCUGGAGGCCCUGCGACCGGCGCUUCUUCUGGCGAAGCGCGACAGAAGAGAGUCGUGGCUGGCGGUGUCGCAUGUGCAAGAGGCGAUUGCGGCGUGUGAGACGCAAACGGCGGCAAACGCAGAGGCGUACGCCAGCGGGGCACGAGCCGUGGAGGCGCAGCGUGCGCUUCUCCAGCAGCUGCAGAAGCGGCAUCAGGAGCAGCUGGCGCGGCGGCAGGCACUCUCCGGCAGCCUUGAGAUCUAUCGCAGAAAACAGCACGCCCUCCUCGCGCGCCUUCACGCCUCCACGAGCGCGACACAAGAUCAAGAGAACGCGGUAGCGGCGAUGCAGCGACAAGUUGCGGCUCAGCGCGACGUGAAGCGGCAUGCGUCGCUUUCGUGCCGCAACGCUCUUGCGCUUCGGGACGCGCGCCACGGGCGACUGCAGGAGCUGCUGCUGCGCGUGCGGGAGCUGGAGGGCCUCGCGGCGGCGGCGGCGCGCGAGGGCGGCGGGGCGCAGUCGCCGCGCUCCCUGGAGGACACCCGCGCCUCCCUGCAGCGCGGCCUCCGGCAACUCGAGAACCAACUCGAGCGAAUCCAGGCGGCGACGGUGGCGUGUCUCUCCGACCUCCAGCAGGAGGGCCGCGUCGCCGAGGAGGUAAGCCACAGCGUCAUCAAGGCGCAGGCGGCACUGGCCGCCGCGGACGCUGACUGGGCGGCACAGCGGCAGUCCCGUGAGGCGUGUCAGGCCCACCUUGACGAGCUGGAGGCGCGCCUGUCGUCAACGCAGCUGAGUCUGGGGCAAACACGCGAGCUGCUGCGGGAGCGGCGACAGCACGAACAAACCGUCUUGGGUGGCGUUGUGCAGGAGUUGCGGGGGGAGCUUCGUCGCGUGACACAGCGCGGGCUUGCGCUGCGGCGCGACAUCACGCCGCUGCAGUGCGCCCUAAACGCCCAUGCCAGGCUCGCCGACGACACAAAGGCGAAGCUUGCCUCGCUCGCAGAGGCGGUGCAGCAGCGACGGGUGGAGCUCCACGGGGCGGGGUUGGAUGCCGCGCAGCUGGCGAAGCAGAAGGAAACGGCCCUGCUGCACCACUCGCGGGCGACGCUGGAGCUGCGAUCCGUGCGACGUGUCGCGGAAUCGCACGUGGAACUGAUGCGCGGGUCUGCGGGUCUCGAGGACGUCCUCCGCGGACAGGCGCUGGUGCUGGAGGAGGGCGUGCUUGCGGACAUCAAUAACAUCAUGGUGGAGCUGCACCUCGAGCAAAAGGCGCAGGCGGAGAAGCAGGCCGAACUUCGGCGGCGCCAGGAACAAGUGCGUCAGCUGAAGUGCCGGUACGAGAACCUCACGGAGGCGCUGAACCGAAGGCUCCUCGCGGCGCGUGGGGAGAACGAGGAGGAGCCGCGCGAGGCCACCGCCAACUCUUCACCGGAGACAAUUCAUGCUCGCUGCAUUCUUCAAGCCUCCUCGGAGCGGGAGCGGUUGCGGGAGCGGGGAAACCGCCUCGACGGCCGCAUCGUCUUCCUUGAGCACGAGACAAAAACACUGCGAAAGAUGCUUCACGCCAUGCGGGCGGACGGGGGGCGGCGGCGUGGCUCCUCGGGCCCCGCCUCGGCCUCGGGCUCUUCGCCGGGGCUGCUGCAGCUGCGCGAGGGGGUGGCGGAGAGCCGUCGCAACGUGGAACGCGAGCUGCAUUGCGUGACCGAGGCGCUGCGAAACCUGCAGGGGCGCAAGCGGGACCUCAGCCAGCGCCGCAAGGAGGUUGCCGGGCGACUGAGUGAGCUGCGGGCGCUCAAGGCUAGCCGCGAGUCCGUGGUGCGGCGGCUAAAGGCGCAAGUAAGGCGGUCGCAGCAGAGUUUGAGGUCGCGAUAG
Trypanosoma conorhini is the source of this 2613-nucleotide messenger RNA. RefSeq lists its product as uncharacterized. NCBI's taxonomy places the organism in Eukaryota, Euglenozoa, Kinetoplastea, Trypanosomatida, Trypanosomatidae. The coding region runs from base 1 to 2613 and encodes 870 amino acids. The transcript has a single exon. The record is from RefSeq and is a predicted model, not a curated record.